Molecule: messenger RNA, 803 nt
Organism: Paraphaeosphaeria sporulosa
Lineage: Eukaryota; Fungi; Ascomycota; Dothideomycetes; Pleosporales; Didymosphaeriaceae
Exons: 1
Coding region: 296-607 (103 amino acids)
Source: RefSeq, a predicted model, not a curated record
AACAACCCUCCUUUUUUUCAAGUGGUCGGAGUUAGGUGAAGAUAACAAAUGUAACGUUGAAGAGCUUGACUGUAUGUACUUCGGUCGUCGUCGUUUCAGAAAUCGGUGUCUUCAUGGUAGGUAAUAAUCUUGGCUGACAGGACAAUCGUGAGGAGAUGAAUGUUAGAUUCUGAGGAUGAGACAGAGCCAUCACUGGCGGAACACUGUCUGCGACAGGUCUUUAAAGCACACUCAUCAGCAAUUUCUCAACGCUUUCACGAACCCAAUGCAGAGCAAACUGCGCGAGUACUUUAAAAUGACUGCAACCCAACGCAAAUAUUGGGAGGAGUAUAGAAUGCCCGAGUGUAUAGUGAUACAGGAUACAGAUUCGGUGUAUCCCAAGGCAUCUCAUUUCAAGCCUUUACUCAUCGAUGACCUUGUUCCAGGUCUUCCUGCAAGUCACCCAAGACUGAUUGAAUACGGAAACAGUGCGGAGGGUGCAUCGGUUGUGAAAUCGGAAAGCGACUACCAUGGCAAGGUCAUCGUAUCGUACGACUCGGCAACAGGCGCCCACGAGGUGUGGAUGGCUGCUGCUAGCAUGACAGAGCCCAUCCUCAAAUCAGCUUAAUUCAGACCUUCAUGUGAUGAUUGAGAGGUUUGCUUUCCCCAAAUGGUUGCAAGAUACCGCACGCUGGGCCCACUUGCAGUGCUUGUUGUACGAGCGUGGCGAGGUCAGAGAUAUAGAUUGCCGCCCAUGGAGACAGCGGGCUUGUAUUACUGGGUAUAGUUAUCUGUAUUUAGUUCAAUUUUCAUACUACUUUCCC